Alnus glutinosa is the source of this 1271-nucleotide messenger RNA. RefSeq names its product pentatricopeptide repeat-containing protein At4g11690-like. Gene Ontology annotation, molecular function: protein binding. The coding region runs from base 26 to 793 and encodes 255 amino acids. The record is from RefSeq and is a predicted model, not a curated record. The transcript has 2 exons. NCBI's taxonomy places the organism in Eukaryota, Viridiplantae, Streptophyta, Magnoliopsida, Fagales, Betulaceae.
AGCAGCCAAGCAGCACUUAAUCAGAAUGAAAUUACUCCAGCUUCGGCAUGUCUCCUUUCCCUCAAAACCCAUCAUCUCACUCGUCUCCCAACCUUCCAUUGCAGCACUAUCUUCUUCUACUUCUUCUUCUUCGUCUAGUGAAGUUUCUCCUGCAUCAAAACCCGGCACCAACUCAACUCUAACCCAAGAAGAGCUCACAGAGAUCAACCUCCUCCUCCCACGCCUCUGCCUCUCAAACCACCUCCCCAAAGCAAUCCACCUCACCUCCACAGUCCUCCUCACAAACCCACCUCCCAAAUCCCUUUCUCUUUCCAUUCUCGUCGACUCCCUCACUUCCCAGCCCGACAUGGCCCUCCCCAUGUCCCUCCUCACCCGCCUCAAGCACAAUCCAGUGGCACAUUCUCACCUCACUCCCAUCACCACCGUGCUCAUUGCUUCGUAUUUCAUGAAGCACAAGCCCAAGGAGGCCUUGAAAGUCUUUAACUGGAUGGUGAGGCCGGGCUCGCCGUGUGUGCUGGAUGAGAAGGCUUGCGGAAUUCUGGUUUGUGGGUUUUGUAAGCAGGGGAUGGUUCUUGAGGCCUUGAAGGUUUUGAGGGCGAUGGUGGGUGUGAAUUUGGUGCCGGGAAGAGAGUUGGGGACGUGGGUUUAUAGGCGUUUGCUGAGAGAGGCAAAGAUUAAGGAAGCGAUGGAGUUGAAUCAGGCUUUGGGCUUGGUUAAGGAUGUUGGUGGUGAUGAGGCUGUGAAGAAGGUUUUGGUAUUAUUGGAUGACAUGAUUGCCAUUUGGACAGACUAGAGCAGAAGACCACCUAUGGCAACGAUUGCAAGAGGCAGGCCCUCACAUUUUCUGACAAUGUCCAGUGACAAUCUCACCAACUCUAUGGGACAACUCCUCUGAAACUCAGAUUGGAAUGCCUUUCUGCAAAACAAUUCCCAAGCCUUUUCUUGAGACAGAGGUUGCAGCUUGUGGACCUGAUCAGAUGAAGAUUCUUUACAACAAGUGCCAACAUGAUCACUACGUGUUGUGAUGAUUAUCCUGCUGCCUCUGUUAUGGCAUGGUAAAGCAUGUUUUACAAUGUCCCAAAAUUGUAACUUCCAGACAUCGUCAAAAACCACAACAUACUUCUUUUGCUGGAAAUAUUGCCUCAGCUUGCAAAUAAUUGUGAUUUCGUCCAUCAUGUCUAUUUCCCCUGGAGCAAAUUUUUUUGCCUGCUGGAUUUGCUUUGUCAUGGCCAUGAGUAUCUUCUGCAUGUUGUAUAAUUGAGACAUUGUAA